AUGGCUUCCGCAACUGUUGUAUCACGGCCUCUGCCCGCCCUCCCCGAGGGCUGGUCCGCAGAGAAGGACUUCAAGCCCGUCGCCUCCGUCACCUCCUCCACCAAGCGAACCAUCGAGCCCGUCGGCCCUCACUUCCUCGCCCACGCCCGCCGUGCCCGCCACAAGCGCACCUUUUCCGAGGAUGACCGCAUCGAGGCCCAGAACUCCGCCAAGCAGAUCGAGAAGGACGACGACAGCGAUGUCAGCGAGGACGAGGACCCCAUGAUGCUCCAGCGCGAGGCCAAGGACUGGAAGUCGCAAGAUCACUACCAGGUUCUGGGUCUCUCCAAGUACCGAUGGAAGGCCAGCGAGGACCAGAUCAAGCGCGCCCACCGCAAGAAGGUCCUCAAGCACCACCCCGACAAGAAGGCCGCAUCCGGUGCCGCCGAGGACGACAACUUCUUCAAGUGCAUCCAGAAGGCCACCGAGGUCCUCCUCGACCCUGUCAAGCGCCGCCAGUUCGACUCCGUCGACGAGAAGGCCGACGUCGAACCCCCUGCCAAGAAGGACGCCCAGAAGAACUUCUACAAGGUCUGGGGCCGUGUCUUCAAGUCCGAGGCGCGCUUCAGCCGCACCCAGCCCGUCCCUCCCUUCGGCGGCGAGGACGCCUCCAAGGAGGAAGUCGACGCUUUCUACAACUUCUUUUACAACUUCGACUCCUGGAGGUCCUUCGAGUACCUCGACGAGGAUGUCCCCGACGACAACGAGAACCGCGACCAGAAGCGUCACCAGGAGCGCAAGAACCUCAACGCCCGCAAGAAGAAGAAGGCCGAGGACAACGCCCGUCUCCGCAAGCUCGUAGACGACUGUCUGGCUGGUGACGAGCGUAUCAAGCGCUUCAAGCAGGAGGCCAACGCCGCCAAGAACAAGAAGAAGUUCGAGAAGGAGGCCGCCGAGAAGAAGGCCAAGGAGGACGCUCGCCUCAAGAAGGAGGCUGAGGAGAAGGCCGCCAAGGAGGCCGAGGAGAAGGCUAAGACUGACCGUGAGGCUAGCAAGAAGGCCAAGGAGGCUGCCAAGACCGCUGUCAAGAAGAACAAGCGCGUUCUCAAGGGCAGUGUCAAGGAUGCCAACUACUUCGCCAGCGGUGGCGAUGCCAGCGCUGCUCAGGUCGACGCCGUCCUGGGCGACGUCGAGACCAUCCAGGCCAAGAUCGACCCCGAUGAGAUCGCUGCCCUGGCCGGCAAGCUCAACGGCUUGAAGGUCGCCGACGAGAUCAAGGCUGUCUGGACCGAGGAGGCCAAGAGACUCGUCGGUGCCGGUAAGCUCAAGGACGGCGAGCUCAAGUCCUUCUAG
This is a messenger RNA of Truncatella angustata, 1332 nucleotides long. RefSeq names its product DnaJ domain-containing protein. Gene Ontology annotation, cellular component: cytosol. Gene Ontology annotation, biological process: regulation of translational fidelity; 'de novo' cotranslational protein folding. The coding region runs from base 1 to 1332 and encodes 443 amino acids. Lineage: Eukaryota; Fungi; Ascomycota; Sordariomycetes; Amphisphaeriales; Sporocadaceae. The record is from RefSeq and is a predicted model, not a curated record. The transcript has 2 exons. Gene Ontology annotation, molecular function: ribosome binding; Hsp70 protein binding.